This is a messenger RNA of Scheffersomyces amazonensis, 2851 nucleotides long. RefSeq lists its product as uncharacterized. Bases 95 to 2527 code for a protein of 810 amino acids. Gene Ontology annotation, cellular component: cytoplasm. NCBI's taxonomy places the organism in Eukaryota, Fungi, Ascomycota, Pichiomycetes, Serinales, Debaryomycetaceae. Gene Ontology annotation, molecular function: Hsp90 protein binding. The transcript has a single exon. The record is from RefSeq and is a predicted model, not a curated record.
AUUAUCAAAACCUGACCGUUUUACACGACUUCUCUUCAAUAUCAACCUUUAACAACGACUAGUAAGUGAUAUACUUGAAUAUUACUGAAUCACUAUGAGUAUUGAAGAGAUUAGUAGUGGUUUAGAGUCACUUCAAAUGGGUGACGAUUCAGUCAUCAGCCUUUUAACGAAAAAGGGCGACAACUUAAAUGUUUUACUGGACUCAUUGGAUAAUCUAAUAGCAUAUUCUAAAGACGCUAAGCAUGUAAAUACAUUAUAUGAAUUAUUAAUUAAUGAUUCAGAUUCAUUUCUUAGUGGACUCUACCGAGUGGGAGAUAAGAAAGCAAUUGUACUUUUCAAUACACUUUCAAAACAUAAAGUUAGUUCUGAGAUAAUUCAAAAUAUUCUCUCAGUAAUACGAUUAAAGCUAAAGAAAGAUAUACAUAUCGAUAUAAAUAGAGAUGUUACUAUUGAUAUCCCACUAGAAAUCUUCUAUGUUAAUGUAUAUCUUAAUCUUAUUACCCAAUUUGAUAUUUCCAUACCUCAUCAUAUUCAAGUUUUAUUAGGUUUACUUAAUCCAAUAGCCUUUAAAGAUCAUGAUGAAGAUUAUAAAGAAAUAUCACGAUUAGUAUUAUUAAUAAUUGUUAAGAAUAUUAAUCUUAAUAAAUCCAAAACCAUUGAAAUCAUCGAAGAUUAUCUUGAGAUUCUUUAUGAAGAUGAUCAAUUAACUAUGAACCAAUUUUUAAAUAUGGUUGAUGUACUUGAAUUAAUUUUCCCAAUCUUACCAGAAGUUGCUACUCAAGCUUAUACUAAUGAUAAGACAAAAGAUCAUAUUAUUGGACAAGUAUCGGAGAUAUCACAAGGCAGUUUACAGAUCAAUCGAUUAAGAAUCAUUCAUUUAUUAAACCUCAUUAAUAGUUCUUGUAUAGUAGAUCAUUGUCGAAGUUAUAAUUCUACAAAUUUCUUUCAUUUACUUAAAUUAGGAACAGAAUUUAACCAAGAUGAAGAGAUUCAAAUCUUAUCAACUUUAGAUAUUAUUAAACUAUGGAACUUUGUUGAACUUAAUCAGAAAAAGGAAUCGGAUUUAUCCAUUACUAUUGAACAACUUGGACAUAUUAUAACUGAUUGGUUAAGAACUAAAGGUAAUGUUAAAAAACAUUCAACUAUUCUAGAAUAUUGUAUUGAAGCAUUGGCUUAUUUAACACUUAAUGGUUCAAUUAAACAAUCAUUUAGAAAUGAUGAAUCUAUAAUUGAAAAACUUGUAACAUUACUUGAACAAGCUUCACAAGCUACUACAUUAAAUACCAGUUUAACUUAUGGACUUUUACUUAUUUUAACUAAUCUUACUAAAUUAAAGGGGGAGAAUUCCGAUAAGUCAACAUUAAAAUUUCUUAAAGAUUAUGCUAAUGCAGCCACUACUAAACAAUCACAUAAUUCCGAAGAAGAUCAAUCAGUCAUUACUCUCUUUAAUAAAUCCUUACUUAUAGAUCAUCAUAUUGUUGAUAUUAUAUCUCGAUUGAAAACUGUUCAUGAUGAUUCCUCUACUAAAAUGAUUGGAUUAUUACCUCCUGCUAUAAGUAUAAUUGGAAUGAUUUCAUUAACUAAAGAAAAGAAAGUUAAAGAAGAAUUGGUUAAGCAAGGAGCAUUAAAUAUUAUUUUGAAUUUCUUAAUUAAGUAUAGUACAAUUACUAAAACUGAUACUAAUACUAAUAUUGGAGAAACUAGACCUAUUAAUGAAGAUACUACUAUUAUAGAUACUAGAGUUAUGGCCUUACAAGCAUUAGCUAGAAUCAUUAUUUCAGUUAAUCCCUUACUUGCAUUUAAAAAGUAUGAUGUUAAGACUUGUAUACCAUUCUUAGUGGAAUUAUUAGGUCCAGAUAUAUCUCAAUAUACUGAUUCAGGACUUAAUUCUUCUGGCCAGUAUCCUUACUUAUUUGAUUUAUCAUUAGUCGAUAAAUUUGAUGCCUUACUUGCGCUAACUAAUUUAUCAUCAAUAGAUAAUAAUGAUAUUAAGACGCAAAUCAUUACUCGAACCUUUGAACAACAUUUGAAUAAUCUAAUGUUAGAUUCCGAUAAUCCUCAAGUUCAAACGGCAGCAUGGGAAUUGAUUUCUAAUCUUAUUACUGAACCAUUACUACUUGCCAAAUUCUUUAAUAUUGAUGAAUCUAUGCAAAACUCUAAACGAUUAGAAAUCUUAAUUAAACUUAUGAAUUCUCAACAUAUUCAAUUACAAAUAACUAUUGCUGGAUUAUUGGCCAAUGCCACUGAAUUUGAAAUGAUUUCCAGUAUCUUAAUGUCUAAGGAAUCUAUUAGAAAUAAAUUAAUUCAUACUAUUUGUGAGAUUUGUCAAGGUCAAAGUGAUCAAGAUGAUUUAAUUGAACGAAUUGCCUAUAUAUUACUUAACUUAGUGUAUGGAUCGAAUGAUCAAUCCAGACAAUGGUUAGCCACUAACAAUGAACUUAAACAGGCUCUAGCUACAGUCGUGAAAACAUCUACAAGAAGGGAUAUUAUUGAAGUGAUAUUAGAAUCAGUUAAACUAUUAAAGUAAUUGUAAGUUACUCUGACUAACUAUAAGUUAAGAUCUAAAAAUGAAUCAUUCUUUGGGCUAAAGUAUCAUGAUGAACCUCAGUAGCAGUGACUGAUUGUUUAACUUUAUCAUUUUCAAGUUGAACUCGUAUAGCCUUAUGUAAACUAGAUAAAUAAUCGGCAAUAUUAGGUCCACUAGAUGUAGCAAGAGUUCCAUGUAAACUAUCAUCUACAAGAGCUUCUCUAAAUUCAAUUUCGGAUCCAUCAAUUCCUGGUCUAACUAAUUGAAUCCCUCCCAUUUCUAAAGUACUGGUUCCAAUUAAAUAUUCAUUAAAAUAUUGAAUUA